Strongylocentrotus purpuratus (purple sea urchin) is the source of this 988-nucleotide messenger RNA. RefSeq lists its product as uncharacterized. NCBI's taxonomy places the organism in Eukaryota, Metazoa, Echinodermata, Echinoidea, Camarodonta, Strongylocentrotidae. The record is from RefSeq and is a predicted model, not a curated record. Bases 145 to 690 code for a protein of 181 amino acids. The transcript is spliced from 7 exons.
UAAUUGAUCUGCGCUUGCGCAUUAGAGAAGCAUAAUGUCGUGAAGCAACGAUUGACGUCAUACGAUUGUCGUAUCAGUUCAUAUUUUCGACGAUUUCCUGAGAGUUGGGGUAGUUUCACAGGUAAACCUCGCUCCGAUGCAAAGAUGUGGUGGUACUCUCUACCCCACAGUGUGUAUCAUCUUAUCAGAUGGUUUCCUAAAACAAACAGACUCAAGAUCCGUAUAGUGAUCUUUCUGUUUGCUUUUGCAUUGCUGAUCCCACAGUUCUUUGUACUUACCACAGAGCGUUCAUCAAGGUACUGUGGGCAGCAUCUCUUUGAUAUGUUGAUUGUCUCCAUCGUAUUCUCCUUCUGCAUGACAGGUUUUGUUGUGUUAUUUUCCAUCCUGGACCCUGUACCCUACGAGGUCAAGCUGAUUUUCCACAUCUUUGGGGGCGUGUCUUUCCUCGUUGGACUCAUACUCACAAUCUUCACAUCACUGGCCGUUGAAUGUAGGACAAACACAGCUGAGCUUUACUACUUCUCUCUGGCUUCAACUAUCUUAUGCAUGAUAGCAGCAGUGUUUGUGAUCCUGAUGCUGCCUUUCUGGAUCAUCAAUUAUUUCUACCCUGGCUCUGUGUUGGAUCGCAAACAACGAACCGGGAUCUGCUAUGAACCUACCAACUGCUGCUCAUGUCUCUGGCACAUCUAGCUUCGACCCAGGAACAACAGUUUAUAACGUCACUUUACAAGGGGCUGUAUUCAAUUCAGUAUGCGGAUUAAGUUAGUAUUUUACUUGGCUAAGUAAUAUGUCUCAAGUUUUAUUCAGAUAAUCUUUUGAGCAUUUUGAUUUUAAAGCAAGUUGACUUUAAGGCAAAAUGCCAACUGAUAGGCAUUGUGAUGUCACAUGUACAAUCCAAAAUUAUGCACAGUUAAUGUGUCACAUUAGAUGUGUCCUCUUAUAAUUUUACGCAGCUUAAGAUAACUGCGUAUGAAAACCAUAUGCCUGC